AUGAAGAAGGUAAUGAUCCCUUCGUUGGAUAUGAAAAAGAGCAUUUCCGUGAAGGUAGAUAGUGAUCUGACAUUGCUACUGUCCAGUGGAGUGUACGAAAUCAAGAAGAUGGAGCCCCGCUGGAGGUUCCGGCGACCGAUCAUCAUCUUCUGUCUGUUUCUCACCAUUGCCGGCAUCAUCGGCUUUGGCUACUACUGUCCGGAUCAGGUGUGUGCCCUUUCGCGCCGGGACGGUACCUCGUCGGCGGCAGGGCUCGGUGGUAUGUCGAGCGGCAGUUCCGGCCUGGAGCUAACGGCUGGCUACGAGCACGAUAAUCUCGGCAAACCGGUCCAGCAGAAUCUGCUGGCGAACCCGGGCCUCAGCUACGAGGAGGUGCUGAACGACGACUUCCAGUUCGACAUGAACGCACACGACGUGAUGGUGUUUCUGCACAUCCAGAAAACGGGCGGCACCUCCUUCGGCAAACAUUUGGUGCGUGAUCUGGACCUGAAGCGCCCGUGCACUUGCCAGCGGAAAAAGAAACGCUGCUACUGCUUCCGACCGCACCGGAACGAGAACUGGCUAUUUUCGCGCUACUCCACCGGCUGGAAGUGUGGUCUGCACGCGGACUGGACCGAACUGACCGGGUGCGUCGAUCAGGAGCUGGACAAGAACGAGGGCGAAACGGCGAAACGACGCUACUUCUACAUCACGUUACUGCGCGAACCGAUCGCGCGCUACCUGUCCGAGUUCCGGCACGUGCAGCGCGGUGCCACGUGGAAAAAUGCCCGCCAUUGGUGCCUGGGGCGGCACGCAACGUCCGACGAGCUUCCGCCCUGUUACAAUGGUGCCAACUGGAAUGGUGUGGCGCUGGAUGAGUUCGCCGGGUGCGAAAGCAAUCUGGCCGCCAACCGGCAGACGCGCAUGCUCGCCGACCUCGCACUGGUCGGUUGCUACAACAAAACGUACAUGCCCGGUGCGGAACGGGACCGCAUCAUGUUGGCCAGCGCCAAACGCAACCUAGCGGCCAUGUCCUACUUCGGUCUGACCGAGUACCAGAAGAUUUCCCAGUACAUCUUCGAGGAAACGUUCAACCUGCGGUUCGCGAUACCGUUCGAGCAGCACAACACCACCGUGUCGACGGUGACGAUGAACAGCCUGACGCCGAGCCAGCGGGCCCGCAUCGACCAGCUGAACGCGCUCGACCUCGAGCUGUACGCGUUCGCGAAGAAGCUAAUGUUCCAAAGAUUCGAAAGACUCAAAGCCAAAGAUAACGACUUCGAGGUCCGGUUCGCGCAUCUGGGCAAUCUGGGCGUACGGAGCGGCGUGACGGAGUUCAACUGGGACAGCAACAUUGACGAUAUGCCCAGCAACGAGCAUCACUGAUAUCGGGCCCCGCGGGCCCGUUCGGCACCGGCGAUGAUGACACCGCAGCAGGACGACCGCGACCACCGUACCAUCAGCACCGGUGGCGGUGGACGGCGUCGCUGGCGAUCGAACGGUGGCAGCGGUGGACCGUUGCCGGCCAGCGGACCAUUACCGUUUCGUGCGGUGGCGUCUAGCGGUAACCACAGUGCCACCGCGGAUACCGUCGCCGCUCAUCAAAACUCAAUCAAUCAUCAGCGCGCCGGAAGUGGCGGCGGCGGCGUUGGAUACGCCGGUCCAUCGCACGGUGACGUUGACAACCCCAUUAGUGCUAAGCUCAAUCUGACGACUAUUCCUAGCAGUGAACGUAGGCGUAAGAAGUCUAAUAAGCAACACCCCGAUCCGCAACGCAUCCGCAAGCACGAGAAUACGCAUCCGCCGGUCGAUGCAACUAAGCUGUUGCAGCGAUAGAAUCGCCGUACGGAGAUGGAAAGUGGAUGAAAUUAUCGGUGAGCGCACGUUUGUUUUGCGCGUGCGUGCUGCUGGAUUAGAACAAUGGAAUGGACGGCAAUGAGGCAGGCUCCUGCCCCCCACCAGUAAUAGUGUGUAGAGGAGGUGACAGACAGGUGAAGCUUUUAAAGAAACCCCAUUCAAUCGUGUUUGCCCAGUGUUGCACACAUAACGCUUAAUAAUCAUCACCGUCACGUGAAUGCCGGAAUGGAGCCAGCAGCAACAACGCGCUGGACGUGCUGAGCUAUCCUUGUACAUCGUUGCGUAGUUUUUCCAGCGCUUAGUUCUUCGGGUAGCUUCUUCGAUAAGAUCCCCCAGCGUCCAACAUCGGAUGAACGUUAAACAGCCAAGGUGGUGUGGUGCAUGGCUUUAGUGUAGCUUUAAGACAUUUAUCAUAAAACCCACGGUAUGAUGGAGUGUGUUUUGUCGAAACGCUUUAGUGACAGCUAACAACAGGAUGAUAAUCGCGGACCGUGAAAAACACAAAAUCCCAGUUCAACGCUCACACACAUUCACCGGUGGUUGUUUGCUCUUGUAGGCAUAUCCGCACAAAUGCAUUCUCAGGGGAAAACACAAAAUGGCAGCAGAUUUUAAAACUGGAGGGGUUUUUAAAAAUAAAACUACCCCCCCGGACAGAGUAGAUCCAAAAGUGUGUGAAAGGAGCAGCUGUGUAGAGCGGAUUUGUGGAAAGAUGAUACGUAUGAAGGUAUGGAAAGUGUUGCUUCAUUCGUGAAAAUAGCAUCUGAACCGUUGGACACAGUGGAUGCAGUGAAGAUUGACUUCCGUUGUGUCUCGUUCGUCCUGCUGUGAUACCGUACUCUGGAAACGACACUCCGACGGUCGUGGCGUGUGGCGGUUUAUUGGAACUAAUGGCAUCGUCGUCGCGAGAAACGGUACGCGCGAGUGUUGAAAAGUGAAAUGUGAAACUCCUCCAGCAACUCGCACACACAGCGAGAAAUCUUCGAGUUAACGAGUUAAUGUAACCUGUCAUCAUGUCACCGAGCUCGUCACGAUGGCUUCAUCAUCCAGAAUCGUCCUUUUAGACGCACACACAGUCAUCUCCAUUUCGCGUCACCGGAAAUGGAUGUGUGUAAUGCCAAGGUGCAGCAUCUUGAAGGCCAGAGACCGUUGUGCAUCGACCGAGAUUUUCAAAGCGAAUGCACAGCAAAGGCACUAGUCGCUGCAGACACGUCAGACCAAUAAGAGUGUACACACCACCCAUGCUCCAAGAACACGUCACACCGGUUGUUCACAGGCGAUGCGAACGAUGGGUCGCCUCUCUGGCCUAUGACCUCGUUUACGUUUUCGAGCGCAAUGUAUGCGGUGAGCGCAAUCAAGCCUAGCAUGAAGGAAGCAGCACACACACACAUUGUUUGCCAUGUGACUUGAGCCGAAGGGAUAACCAGGACGAGGUUAAAGGAGGUUUAUACGAGCGGCUACCAUUUUUGUGCUGCUGCUGCUGCUGCUGCUGCUGUUGUGCAACGGUUCCAUCACGUCCCACCCACCACAGCCCGUACGUUGUGGUCGCUUUCUUCAGUGAUUAGUGUCCUACGACGAGGGCGCGGGCUGCUCCGUCUGUACAACCCCGACAGGAUAAAGCUGACGCCGCGCGAACAGGAAUGAACCGCUCUCGAGUGCUGAAUGCUUCGUACAAUGUAAAACAGAAAAAAACAGGGAAGCUUUUUUCCGCCCCAAGGAGUGGGCAAGGAGCAGCGAUAGUAGACGGCUCGACAAAUGCGUCUCGGGUGCCGGGACACUGCGGCGGCACACACACAUACCCCCCGCCGCGGGUUGGUAGCAGACGAACGAAGACUUCUUGAUGCUGUGGAUGUGAGGGAGCAUCCUAUUACUUCUCAUACGACCACAUAGUCCGUGCUAGUAAGGAAUAAACUAUUAUGCGCUUCUGUAAGCGCACUACCGUUCUACAACACAGUCCUCCUGCUUAAUGCUCCGAUAAAGCUCUCUUCAGCAACAAACUCAGUCCAGACGAAAAAACACAACCGGAGAGAGAGAGAGCGAUCGCCGCAUAACACGCAACGCAUGUUGUACAGUUUUAGUUGAAAAGCUUCUAGCGCGUUGCAGUACAUAGACGCGCAACAUUUAGGGCAUGUGAAUAGGGAAGGCAGCCUUAUAUGCAGGUUAGGGUUUCUUUCACAACACAUCUUAUCCCCUCACAUCGAUUUAAGUUUCUCAGAUUUAAAGUUCAAUUUUACAAUUGUUUUGUAUACACUAUUAUAAUCCCAACCACGAUGUCAUUGUGGAAGAGGUCAAUCGACUGUAUCACAAAGAAUGGUGCAUUUUCGGAAAAUUAGUGAAAAAGCGCAAAGCGAACAACGGCGAAGAAAGUGUCCCCAACGCAACGCAGCGGGCUGGAGGGAAGUAGCGUACCAAAGAUUAAAGGUGUGAGCUUUUGCAGUUGUUUUUCGUACUUCCGUACAAGCAGUGUGUUUGUGUGUCAUUGUUUAUAAGCGAAGUUGCAAGGUGUGCCGGGGGCUGCCAGAAGAAAGUUGAACAGGAAAAACAAAACAUUACUAAAGCGAGAACCCAUACGAAUGCGCACCACCAUGUGUAGAUGAGAUCUCGAUGCGCGUGCCUAUGUAUUUUUGUUUUUUGUUAUAGCAAAGCUUGCAAAGCUGAUAACGAUUUAGAAGUGUUUAGUUUUAAACUUUGUUUAUAUAUGUUUUUUUUUAUUUGACUUUUGGAUCCUCAAGCCUUCGGAGGGCCAUCAUGUUUUACACCACAAAUGCACAUCUUGUUGUGCUUCCGGGGAAUAAUAUUCACUGGUAAGGGUAAUAGCGGAGGCGUAUGAGAGAGGGAAAGAGGAGGGUAAAAGCAUUGAAGUAAUGCAAUAUACAAUUUCAUAAAACCAUAGUGCAAUAGGGAUGAUAGCCAUUGAUAAAAAGCCAAGCCGAGCGCAGCAACACAAAAAUGUGUGUGGCACCUCAAACAAAUAAUGGUAACACGCAUUACUCGAAACCCCCCAAACAUACACACACAACAAUACAACAAAAUCAUAUCAAAAUGAAAUAGAACGAUAGGAGAGUGACAAGUAGAGAGCGCCAACGUUGAGGUAGAAAACGUACCAAACCGAAAGAGCAGCAAGUAAAUAUUCCCGAAACAGUUAACUACAAACCCUCAACAUUAAACUUUAAAAGGGGAAAAGAUGGACUUUUAAAAUCUGGUAUUUAGUGGUAAUAUGUUUCUCACUUAUGAAUUGCAUUUUAUCCACACCCUUCUUUUGUUUUAGUUUGAAGAAGAAAUUUUUAACGAAAAAUCACAAUUUCACAAUGGAAGCUUUCCGCUGAAAGUCCUGCGUGUGAAAGAAGGACUACAUAAGAGGAAGCAUACAAAUUCCCACCGGUUCGAAAUGGAACGAGGAAUAGCAAAACUGUAAGCAAUCGCCUGCAAAAAGGCAUGGGUUGGUCAUUAUCAAGUCGUUUUUAUAUCACGGCGGUGUCCAUCACACAAUCCAUCGAAAGCACUGAGAGAACCACGGUUAAUCAACUUCGCCCGUUACAGUUACUUCCCAUUUUACUUUCUUUUUCUAUUUUGUCAUUCAUCCCUUUCACUAUCACAUUAAAAGUAACAGCAAAGAGAGAAAAGCUACAGCGACAGACACAUACCACCAAUAAACCCCAUCCCGCCAGAAACACAUCGAACUUUGUGAAUGAGGUUAAUUUAGUUAUGCUUCGUGUGCGCCCGGGUAGUGGAUAUCCGGAUCCCUUAACUCUAGAAGGGACCGUUUGUUCCGGUAACAGAGGCAGUGCAGGCAUUAAAAUAAAUCCUCACAAGAUCCUUAGAUAGACAGAAUGGGAAGAAAGAUAGAGAGACAGAGAGAUGGAGCGUUAGGGUCACCGCCACGGCUUUGUUUUGAUGAACGGUGGAUACGAGCAAAAUUAUAACAAUUUAUCGUUUGCGAUACUUCGAUAAAAACGGACUGACCAAGGGAUAAAGCCAUCGCAUCCGGAAAGGAAAAGAACGGGCGAAAAGGGUGGUGAAUGGAAGGAUGCAUUCAUUUAUUAUUUGAUUGCUUGUAGGAAGAAACGUUCGUGUGAUUCGCUAAUUUUCGCCAUAAAUUUCCCCCCAACGGCAAACCUAAGCAAGCCCCCGCAGAGUUUAGGCCGCGGUGAGAAAUGUUAAUCCCAGUCAUGUAGCGCGGGCGGACCCUUUUUUGGUCCAGGUUGUGUGUGUGUGUGGGAAAAAGCAGUAAAUUCAAUAUAGAGCAGGAGCUUUAUGCGCGAAACGGGAAAAAAAUCACCACACACAGCAUGCGGUUGCUAAGGGUACAAAGGAUAUAACGCACCUGGGUUUUUAAAAACAAUCGCAGUUGGCGAGCUUUUUUGGUUGUUUGGGUGAAGCUUUUCAAAAGGUUUUGUUUGCUCUUUCGAUCGUUUUUUUGUUUGUUUAACCUUUUUUUAGGCUAAAUCGUUUCAAUUACACACAAAAACCUUAUUAUAUCUAUUACACCCCAUACGCAAUGCAUUUGAGAACAGGAAACAUACAAUUCUUUGAAACAGACGGACUUUAAAAACACACAUUAACCCAUGUUUGUGUGCAGUUAUGCUGUAAAAAUAGAUUAAAAGGGAAAAGUAACAACAAAUGAAUUAUAAUUAUACCAAAAACAAAAAACAACAACCAAGCAGGUCAGGUGCGCGCCGCCCCCUCCUACAUCUCGUUCAUUUCCGCCUCUUACAAAACCCUCUCCAUUUGUAUGUAGCGUUACUUGUAAUGGAUAAGCGCAAAAAAGUGAUUAAAAAGAAGUAAUGCGUAGAAAAACCGCAUUUUAGGUUGUAAGCGAAAGGAUACUUUCAGGUUGAGUAAUACAGGCCAUUUGUACAGAACGCGGGGAGCAUUUUGUUAGGCAUUAGUAAAGUGCAGUUGGGAAAGUAAAGUGUGUGUGUGUGUGUGUGUGUAAAAGCGGUUGUCGAGUGAAGAGAGGGAACAUUGUGAACGGAGCGAGGGGACAAAACGUAAAUAACACGUAAAAAACCGCACACCAUACUCACGCGCGUAACGCGGGUGCGCAAAAACAAAGAUUAUAUUACGAUACAAACAAAAUAAAAUCUUACCGAACGGAGUG
Molecule: messenger RNA, 6934 nt
Organism: Anopheles moucheti
Lineage: Eukaryota; Metazoa; Arthropoda; Insecta; Diptera; Culicidae
Gene: Hs6st
Product: heparan-sulfate 6-O-sulfotransferase 3-B
Exons: 7
Coding region: 1-1365 (454 amino acids)
Cellular component (GO): membrane
Molecular function (GO): heparan sulfate 6-sulfotransferase activity
Source: RefSeq, a predicted model, not a curated record